CGCAAUUAUCCGGUUGGGGCAACCAAUUAUCCAACUCGGACAACCAAUUAUCCGCUUCAGGCAACCAAUUAUCCGGUUGGGGUAACCAAUUAUCCGACUCAGCCAAUCAAUUAUCCGAUCUCAUUCUGGCAACCUGUACACUGCGCAAAUGAAACUCUCACCGUGCGUCGCUGGUUAGUUGUUUAGUGCUUUGGGUCACAGUCAAAACUCUCUCUGGUGCAGAUUGAUAGCAUCGUGGGAAACGCUAUGACAAUUAAGCUACUACACUUGUGAAUGUGAGGAUCCAGCUGCAGUGCGCCGCACUAAACAGCUCUACUGUCUUUCUUUUCGCAUCAGUCUCAUUGACUUGAGAGAAAAGACCACUGCACCACUGACACUCUCAGCUUCGCGCCCUCAUCCAAUUCUGAGCGAAACAAAUUCACAAUCGCCUAGCAAUCGACCUGGAGAAUUUAGAGCUACUUAGACUGUAGACGUAACAUGUACUUUAGCAACGUGUGUUUGACUAGCGUGGUUGUUAAUUCUGCUGAGUUCUACAGUACAUAUUCUCUCUAAUCUUGCUCGCAUGUGCAGCUUUAGCGGUAAGUACAUGUUAGCUAGAAAGCGCAUUGAGGCCUAGAUAAAGCACCUGUUAAUUAAGUCCUUUAGUGCGUCAGGACGCAAAUCUAGCAGAAGUUGACAUCUUGCUGUGACAAGAGUCUGAAGCCUGGUUCACAGUACGACACUGGCACCACUGACCCUCGCUGCAACCACUCCAACUGCGCCCUUUCUGUGUGUGGUCAUCCGCGCUGGUAGGCAAUAGUUAAUUACCAGACAAUUACUGAUGGUUUUUCCUCCGUGACUAAUUAAUAGCAAAAACUAGAAUUACCCUGUUUACUGGUGCAGCAGUAACGGCGACAACAUCCGUCAGUUCGCGCUAUUAUUUCUCUAAACAGCUCUUCUAUAACUACACUGCUCAUAAUUAAAACCAUGAGUCGGAUAAUUGGUUGCCCCAAUCAGAUAAUUGAUUGGCUGAGUCGGAUAAAUGGUUGCCCCAACCGGAUAAUUGGUUGUCUGAAGCGGAUAAUUGGUUGACCCAACUGGAUAAUUGCACGGGAAAUACUGUAGUAGUUGGACAGUACAUAGUACCAUGCAUUGCAAAAUGUAUCAUAGAUAAAAGUUCAAAUAUAUGUGACAAACAAACAGACAGACAGACAGACAAACAGACAGACAGACAGACACAUAGACAAACAGACAGACAGACAGACAGACAGACAAACAGACAGACAAACAGACGCACACAUAGAUAAACAGACAGACAGAUAGACACAUAGACAAACAGACAGAACAGACACAUAAACAAACAGACAGACAGACAAACAGACAGACAAACAGACAGACACAUAGACAAACAGACAGACACAUAGACAGACAGACAGAACAGACACAUAGACAAACAGACAGACAGACAGAACAGACACAUAGACAAACAGACAAACAGACAAACAGACAGACAGACAGACAGUUUGUAUUGUUUUCUUUUAAGUGUUAGAAGUUUGUUUUUAAAAUGUAGUUCUAGUGAACUCUCGUAGUUGUAGAAAUUUACAUAGUUAUCUUGCUACCAUUGUAUUAUAAAUAUAUGUUUGAAAUAAAUUCUAUUUGACAGACAGACAGACAGCCAGACAGACAGUACUCCCACAGUAGCUCUCUGGUCUACCAGCAAGGCGAUUGUAUUGUCAUCAUUCCAUCUGAAGAGGGAAUCCACCAAGGGGACCCCUUGGGUCCAGCUCUGUUCUCAACCGGUAUACAUUCAGUUCUGUCAGAUUUAAAGGGUUCAUUUCCUACUGUCAGAGUUCUUGCCUACCUAGAUGACAUCUUUUUGGUGGGGGAGAAAGAUGAUGUUCUGUCGUCCCUGGAUUAUCUAAGACCAGCAUUCUCUAAUAUUGGUCUUCAAAUUUCUUCCAGCAAGUGUGAGAUCUAUUCCCCAUCUGGACCUCUGAUGUCAGGCAGAUCUGAUCUAGAUGCCAUACCUGUAGUUAGCGAUGGGACUAUAGUUCUUGGGGCUCCAAUAGGCAAGAGAGAGUAUGUGUCUGCAGCCUCUAGCCAAUAUGCUGAGAGUGGAAGGCUGUUGUGUGAGCAGUUGAUGAAGUUGGGAGAGGUACAGAGUGCAAUGCUUCUUUUACGAUUCUGCCAUGUUCCUCGCAUGAACCAUUUAGCACGUUUAGUUUGCCCUGACAGACUUCAGGCAGCUGCCGAGGUCCAUGAUAAGAUUUCUCGUGAGACCUUCACUCACGUAUUGGGAUAUAGUCACCUCACUGACUCUUCCUGGAUGCAAGCUACACUGCCGGUCAGGUUUGGUGGUUUCAGCAUGUCACCAUGCCUCAGCACUUCUCGAUUUGCUUUUCUUUCGUCCUGGGUUCACACUCUGGUUCAUCUGCCUAUUCGUUAUCCAGACCUCAAAUCCGCACUGGAUCUUCUAGUCAACUCAAAUGGUGUCGAGGAAUCGAUAGCAUUUUCGCUGAUGCAGGCUGGCAGUGAUGGGACAGAUAUUACUGAAAUGAUUCAAGUUCCAACUAAACUACAACAGAGGCUGACACGGCAACACGCUAAAGAAAAGACGUCAGCAAUGAUCGAGAAGGCCCCCUCCCAGCGAGAUGCUGCUAGGCUAAGAUCGAUUCAAGGCAAGGGCGCUGGAGCCUGGCUGAAUGCUAUGCCCACCUCAAAUAAGCUCGCACUAGUUUCCCGCGAUUUUCGUUUGGCGGCUUGCUUGAGAUUGGGGUUAGCCAUGCCCUUCGAUGGCUGUAUUCGUCAGUGUGACUGUGGUUCUUUUCUGGACAGUUGUGGAUACCAUCUCCUAACAUGUAAGUGGGGCGGUGGUCCAGUCUGGACCCAUGAGUGUAUUGCCAAUGUAUGGUCAGACUGUCUGCGCAGCUUACAAAUGCACCAUCACAGAGAGCCACGUCAUCGAUACAUUACAUCUGACAACCGCCCUGACAUAACAGUUUUCGAUGUUGGAUCAGGGUCCAACACAGAUUUAGACAUUUCGCUAGCACAUCCCUGGAGCAGUGAAGUAAUUUCAGCAUCAGCAUCUACGGAAGGUGCUGCAGCAUCCAGGAGAGAGCAGAAGAAAACGGAAAAAUAUAGCAGAGAACAACUUCUUGGUAAGGAAACAGUGACAGCAGUCCCACUAGUCUUGGAACAUUUUGGUCGAUGGGGACAACAAGCAGAAAUGUACCUACAGCAUUUGUCAAGUAGAUCAACGGAUGCCUAUGGAACAACAAAUGCCUCCUCAUUCAAGACACAUUGGAGGGAGCGCAUGUCCAUUCAGCUACAAAAAGCCAAUGCUCGAGUCAUCUACAGGAAAGUGGAGAGACUUUUAGAUGAUGCUAGUUAAUUUGUGUUUUUCCAAGGCCAUUUGGCCUUUACUUUUUUUUAGUAAAGGAGCAAGCACGUGUGUAGUUAAUUGGACUGAUGAGGACAUUGUGUUGUAGAGGAUUUAGCCUCCAUCUGUACGUACUUUGUUCUAUUGAAUAAAAUACCUUUGACAGACAGUCAGACACAGACACAGCCAGACACAGACAGACACAGACACAGACACAGACACAGACACACACUCUCUCUCUCUCUCUCUCUCUCUCACACACACACACACACACACACACACACACACACCUAUACAUGAAGACAUUGC
This is a messenger RNA of Corticium candelabrum, 3667 nucleotides long. RefSeq lists its product as uncharacterized. The transcript has a single exon. The coding region runs from base 1976 to 3370 and encodes 464 amino acids. Lineage: Eukaryota; Metazoa; Porifera; Homoscleromorpha; Homosclerophorida; Plakinidae. The record is from RefSeq and is a predicted model, not a curated record.